UCUCCCGCGCCUUGUCCCCUCUUGUCCCCUCCACAGGCAUGGGGCGCCAGGCGCUCCUUCUGCUCCUGCUGCGGGUGCUUGCCGCGCUGGGCGGCCUGGGGGGCUCCGGAAUGGAUGAAGUCAAGUGUAACCUGACGAGGCAAGCUGCGUGUGGUGGAAGCUGCAUUCCUGUGGCCUGGCUCUGCAAUGGCGAGCAGGAAUGCCCGGAUGGGACCGAUGAGCAGUGCGAGGAAAUAUGUCACGGACAUCCACAGGCCUGGCAGUGUGAUGACGGGAAAUGCAUUUCUGUUAGCUGGCUUUGUGAUGGUGUUGGUGACUGCUUAGAUGGCUCCGAUGAGGUUGACUGUGAGAGAUUGACAGGGUGUCCAGACCAAAAAAUCCAAUGUCCAGGAAAUUCUCAGUGUCGUGAUGCCUGGGAACUCUGUGAUGUCCAUGACUGUGAGGAUGGGUUUGACAAAGCGCGCUGCGCUCGGAACCAUUGCCUGGCUGGCCAGUGGCAGUGCAAGAACAAGGUGUGUGUCAUGGAUAGCUGGAAGUGUGAUGGCAUCGACAACUGUGGGGACUCCUCAGAUGAGGAAGUCUGUGCUUCCUGUCCAGAAGGCAUGGUUAGAUGUGAUGAAGGCAAAUGCAUCCUAGAAUCCCUGAUGUGUGAUGGGGAAGCAGACUGCAUGGAUGGUACCGAUGAACCCACUACAUGUGGUAAAAACUGCUCUCUGGCCAACGGGGGCUGUGAGGGGCAGUGCAGUGACACAAAGUGGGGUGUCCAGUGUUCAUGUGGAACUGGAUGGCAAUUACAGCUGGACGGUCAGAGCUGUGGAGAUGUGGAUGAGUGCUCUACGGCCUACAGUCCUUGUGGCCAGCUGUGUCAUAAUACACCAGGCUCUUACUCCUGUGAGUGUACUCAAGGUCACCAGCUCUACAAUGGCACCGACUGUCGAGUUACAGGUGAUGCUGUUAAAAUUCUUAUCGCAACAGACCGAGAGCUUGGUGUCCUGAAUCGAAGAACAGGCAGUUAUGAGACUCUGAUACCUAUAAAAUCAAGGCCGACUUCUGUUGCAUAUGAUCUUGAGAGAAAUAUGUACUUCUGGGUGGAUGAAGUCUUAAAUGUUUUUGUCCUUGGGAAGCCAAACUCUGUUUCCCUCUAUCCAGAACUUAAAACAGUGAACAGCAUCUCUUUGGACUGGGUCACGGGGCAGUUGUAUUGGGCUAGCAGCCUCACAAGAGUCAUCUACGCUGGUUUAAGUGAUGGCAGAGGUUACGUCAAAAUUUUGGAAAAGGACCUGGUGCCAGAGCAGCUGAUAGUGUUUCCUGAAAAGAGGUCCUUGUACUGGGUAAAUCGAGGUGAGAAAGGCAUGAGGACUAUUGAAACUGCAGGGAUGGACGGCUCUGAUAGGAAGGUGCUUGCGGUUGUAAACAUGGAGGAACCUGUAGGACUGACACUUGACCAUGUGAUGGGCAGGCUCUACUGGAUCAGUAAAUAUAAAGAGUCCAUAGAGACGGUAAACGUGGAUGGUACCAGAAGGCACACCUUUCCUGAGAUCUUCUUGCCAGAUGAAGAGCCGAUAGGACUAGCUGUAUUUGAGAACUCUUUCCUCUGGGCAAGUAAAAUACAGCUAUUUCAUACCUCACCCCACGCCCCAAAGAAGAGAGAGGUGCUGCUGAAUACCUCCAUAUCUGCUUUCUCAGUCCUCCACAAAUCCAGGCAGCCUAAGAGCAGAUACCCAGCAUGUGUUCCAGGUUCUUGUAGCCACCUGUGUCUCCUCUCCCCCAUCCAUCCCAAGGGCUAUAAGUGUGUUUGUCCAGAGGGAAUGUUUCUUUUACCUUCUGGCUCGUGUACUGAGUUAAAACUUGUCUUUUCUUCUGGCAAACGUCUCUACUUGUUGAAAGUUGGUUUUAUGGGAAGUGCUAUAGAGAAGACACUAGUUCAAGAGCAUCCUGGGAACAUCUAUUUACUAGAUAUUGACUGGAAAAGAAACCUCAUCUACUGGACAGAUGCCCAGGGACAACUGUUCUACUCAACUGGCUAUUCAGGAGAAAAUCAAGAGAUCUGGACAGAGCAUACAGUCUGCUCAGCAAGUGUGGACAUAUCCACUGGGGACUUGUACUGGCUCCCCUGUGACAGAAGUGCUAUUCAGAAGACUAGAAUCACUGGCCCAGACACAGAUACCCUCUACAGAACGGGCAGCAUUAUACUGCAUCUUCUUCUUGAUUGGCCAAAGAGAAUGCUCUACUGGGUAGAAAGUGGGAAAUACUUGCAAAGUAUGACCUUUGAUGGCAAAAACAGACAAGAAGUCUGGAGAGGCACCUGGACAGCAGAAACCCAUGUGGCCUUAGACCUCGGUGCAUCUAGCAUCCUCUGGACCACCAAAGGGUUAGGGUUGCAAAGUCUGAGUCUCCUAAAAAAUAGAACCUACACUUUGAACAAGACCUGGAGUGACGGCAUUAUAGCGGCCCAUGAGCCCUACCUGGUGACCGUGAACAGAGCAGCUCUUAUGCUGUGGAACAGGAGGAUGGUGGAGCCCUUCUCGGUGUCAAAAGAGCCACACAUCAGGAAAAUGAUCAUCCUGGCAGAGGACCAGCAGGUUCCCGAUCCUGCGGCUGAAGAAGUAGCCACAACCACCCCUCCUACUCGUCCUCCACCACCCCCUCUACUUUGCACCCGAUCCUCUGUGCCCUGUCGGAAUGGGCAGGAAUGCAUUUCUCGGGAGAACCUCUGCAACGGCGAGCCGGACUGCCAGGAUGGCUCGGAUGAAGAGAACUGCUCCCAGUUCUGCAACAAACCAGGGGUCUUCCAGUGUCUGGAUGGAGACAAGUGCAUUGAGGAGAAGUACCACUGUGAUGGGGCUCGGCAGUGCUUGGAUGGCUCUGAUGAGUGGGACUGCUGGAAGCCCACCGAGGAUUGUUCUCUGCGUUGUGACAACAAGACCCGCUGUAUCCCUAAGAGCUGGCUAUGUGAUGGCCACCCAGACUGUGCUGACAAAAAAGAUGAACAAAGAUGUAUUCAUGAAAAAUGCGGCACAUCUGAAUUUAGAUGUAGGAAUGGUCAAUGCAUAUCUUACUCUCUGCGUUGUGAUGGCAACCGAGACUGCCUGGACCACUCAGAUGAAGAAGGCUGUCCUGCUGCCUGGCCGCUGCGGUGCCCAGGAGGGGAGGUUAAGUGCCCGAGGAGUGGAGAAUGUGUGUUGGCAGACUGGAUAUGUGACCACGACUUAGACUGCAAAGAUGGAACCGAUGAGAAGGACUGUGACCCUGAGGAGCUUCGCUGUGGCUCCAGGCAGUGGUCCUGUGCCAGUGGAGACCAGUGUGUGCCUGACUCGUGGCUCUGUGAUGGGCAGCGUGACUGCAGGGACGGCAGUGAUGAGGCUGGAUGCCCCCCUGAGAAGUGCCAGAGUUCUGAGUUCCAGUGUCGCUCCCAUGCCUGCCUCAACGUCAGCCUGGUGUGUGACGGGAAGGAGGACUGUGCCGAUGGCUCGGAUGAAGGUGGAAAGUGCUCGUCAUCAGCAUGCGGCCAAGCGCAGUGUUCUCACUCCUGCUACAAGUCCCCACAGGGGCCUACAUGUGCUUGUGAGCAAGGCUUUGAGCUGAAGAGCAGUGGCCAAAUCUGCAAGGAUGUGGAUGAGUGCCAGAAGUUGGGUGGUCAGCCUUGCAGUCAGACCUGUGUCAAUACCAGGGGCUCCUACAGCUGUACCUGUCAUCCUGGCUACUUGCUGGAGCCUGAUGGCCACACCUGUAAAGCAACAGGUCCUGAACCAAUCCUGCUUGUGGCAAUUCAGUUUAACCUGCUCCUCUACGGAUUGAGGAGCUUGAAAGAAGAUAUUCUGGCAACUACAGACAAGAACUUGAUUAUUUUCUCUAUUGACUAUGACCUCGUGGAGCAGAAAGUCUUCUGGACAGAUCUCGGUGCGGAAAGUAUCAAGUGGAUCAGCAUGGACACGAAGAAGAAAGGGACCAUGGUGAAAGGGAUAAAGUCAGACUGUAUAGUGGUUGACUGGAUCGGGAGAAAUCUCUACUGGAUGGAUGGGACAGCUGGCCGGAUUUUGGCAAUUCAGUUGACUGCUAUUUGGAGAGGAAAAUCUGAGUACACGAUCGUCCUGGACGACGACUUGAAUCAAGCACGGUCUUUGGCUUUAGAUCCCCUAAAUGGGUUAAUGUACUGGUCUGAAAUUGGAGGAGAACCUCAAAUAGAACAAGCUGGAAUGGAUGGUAGCAGCAGAAAAAUACUCAUCAAUCAAGGUCUUGGCUGGCCAACUAGCAUAGCUCUUGACCAGUUGAGUUGGAAGAUAUUCUGGUCUGAUGACAAAUUUCACUGUAUUGGCUCUGCCAAUCUAGAUGGUACUGGUAUUAGUAUGUUGCAGCUAACACAAAUCAAGAACCCCUUUUCGGUCGCUGUGUUUGAAGAUGAAGUCUUCUGGUCUGAAAUGAAGACGAGAACAGUACAGCGCAUGAAGAAGACGACAGGCAAGAACAGGGCUGUCCUCAUCAAGCGUUUUGAACAGCCUUAUGGACUCAAGAUAAUGCAUGCUGUGCUACAGCCCAGGUCUUCUAAUCCUUGUCUGGACACAGGAUGUUCUCACUUGUGCCUUCUGAGCCCACGAUCCAAGGGAAGCUGUCAUUGCCCAGUUGGACUCCUGCUUGCAGAUGACGGCAUCAGCUGUGUUCCACUCGAGGAGUCUGCGUUUCUGUUCCUUGUGUUGCCCACAGUUAUCACACAGAUUUAUGUGAAAAAUCUAGAAACUUCGCUAGGACAAGCAACUUUACCAGAACAUAGGAUACUUCCCUUUACCAAUGUGAACCAGCUUGCGUCAGUGGAUUACCUUGUCCAGGAAAAGACCCUCUACCUUUCAGAGUCGGAUAGUGGUGAUAUCAGACUGCUGAGGCUCAAAGAAUCUGGAAAGCUCUCUUGGAGGAAAAUCAUAUCUGUGGAGGGGACAGUGAUCGACCUUGCUGUGGACUGGUUCAGUGGAAACAUAUAUUGGAUUGACAGUGAGAAUCCUCACAUCAGUGUAGCUUCCUCAAAAGGCCAGUAUUCCACUGUCUUGUUCAGUGAAAAUCUUUACCGCCCAACCUCUGUUGUGCUCCACCCACCUACUGCAAUCAUGUGCUUUGUGGACCAGGGUUCCCAGGAGGACAGUAAGCGUGGCUCCAGCAUUGAAUGUGCCUCCAUGGAUGGCAGCAGGAGGAAGGUGCUGUGGCAGAAAUCUGAGGUCCCUGUGGGCCUGACCUUUUCAGAUUCAGAGACCCGAGUGUACUGGGCUGACGCUGGGAGAGGACUCAUAGAAAGCAUUCAACAAGAUGGCUCUAGAUACAGAGUAGACCGCAGAGGCAUUCGGGGCCUUAACCUCUUUACAUAUGGCCAAGGCAUGAUGUUCUGGACAACAAUUGAUGAUGCUCAAAUCACUAACGUUUGGUACAGCAAGGCAGAACUUGUAGAAAACCGGUGGUUCCAAGUAGACCAGAAGAUUGUGGAUUUAAAAGUUUAUAGUAAACUUAAUCAACAGGGUAGUAACAGCUGCUCAAAAGACAAUGGAGGAUGUAGCCAUAUUUGUUUACCAAACCCUGAAGGACAGACUUGUAAAUGUCCCCGUGGGUACUACUUGGCCGACACAAACAAAUGUAUUGAAGCUGCCCAAUGCGCUGCACCAUUACAGUCCUGUAAGGAUGGCCAGAAAUGCAUUCCCAUGGAGCAAGUGUGUGAUGGUCGUGCAGACUGUCUGGAUGGAUCUGAUGAAACGGGCUGUACCUAUCCAGAUAAAACCCAUUCAACACCAACACCUAAAAAGCCAGAGGCUGGAAAAAGAUUGACUCCAAAAGCUGCCCACUCUCUCCAGGCUCCCGAGUCCACCAAGGCUGGCUAUCAGGAUCCAGAAGGGAUGAAUUAUCCUGUCAGGAGAACACUAAACCCUCUGAUUCCUGCUAGAGAAAGCAAGACCUCAGACACCAAGGAAAGAGGGGCAUCUGUUCGGCCCAAAGACUCACAGAUGUCAAAACAUUUGCCCUGUAGCAGCGAUUUCUGUAAUGGGCGGGGAAUCUGUACCAUGGAAGGUGAGCUGAGAAAAUGCAGCUGUCUGAUGGAAUAUGGCGGAGAGUUCUGCGAAGAGGCAGUGCGCGGACCUGCCCCUGGCGACAUCGCCCUCAGCUUAAUCAUUACCUUAUCAGUUGUUCUGGUGGCUCUGGGAGCAUACGUAUAUUUCAAAAGAGAACACGAAUUUAAAAGAAACAGUACAGCAUCAUCGAGAAAUUCGACCUGCUAUAAAGAAAGUGACCAAGAAGAAGUAAAUCUAAUGAAUAGUGAGACUUUUGUCAAUGAAGCCUAUGAUGAACAGGUAUGCCUAGGAAGUGUCUUUGAGGAAAAAACAGAUUGUGAGACACAGUUAAAGAACACGCCAUCUGGAAAAUCCUCGCUGGGUGAAAGUAGGCAGUGUUAACUUCAAGAGCUUUUUGUCAUUGGCAAAUGAUGCUAUUAUGUAUAUCAAAUGAAUACUCAGUAUCUUUUUUGACUUUAGACUCUAUUCAGUCUUUAGUUGUUCAAACCAAAGUGAAACAUGCAUGAAAUAGUAAUCAAGAAAGUCAGCUUUGGGAGGCCUUCCAGAGGGGCUCAAUCCUAUCAUGAGGUGGGAUCUUAUUAGGGUUAGUUGCAGUCACCCCUAAAAUUUACAUCCCCUUGUAAUCUCUAUCUGCUCUGAAGCUCAACCAUAACUGUGUUUUUGCCUUGUUUUAAUGUCGUCUGUGUUCUCUAACUUCAAGUCUUUCUUCCUACAGGAAUUGUUAACCUCUUUACAGACUGACUAACCUGGUAAAGCAGGAGCUGAAACAUCUCAAUAAAAAUUGUUUACACGUUUCAUGGUGUACUGUUUGAACUUCUGUAACAGUUUGUCGUAAAUGAUUAUUUAUUAAAAUAACUGCUUUUUAAAUUGGAGGAGGUUAUCCGGUUUUGUGAGUGUUGAAAAACUGACUAUUUAUAGGGUCAGAUUUCAGUACAAUCUCUGUGUAAUUUAGAUUAUUAUUUAUCCACAGGAGCUUUCUAAUCCCAGAGCGCCUGGCCCAGUACUAGUCAGAAGUUCUGCCUUUGAAUCUUGGCUCUGACACUAACUUUGAGCUAGUUAAUCUCUCUGAACCUGUUUCCCCAUUUCACAAAGAGGAAUGAUCUCUCUUGAAUCUUCACCUGUUAGGAUAGAGGUCCAGUUUCUGCAGUGUAGCAAAUGUUCGAGUGUUCCUUACCCCUCCUUCUCUCAGAUACAUUUUAGUGCAAUUUCUCACUUUUGCUGAAAAUUUAUAAAACUGUUUUUCUUAUGCUCCAUUUGAGUCUAAAACUCUGUACAGGUGAACAUACUUUCCAGAUGUAGCUACUCAGACAAAUGAUUUGUCUAAGACUUCCUUGAAGGGAAGUGGGCGGAUACUGUGGGCAGCAACACACAGAGUUAUAGGCAUGGACCAGGAUUCGUCUCAACUAGCUCUUGCCUGCUGGGGAAACAUGCAGAUGUGACUUUGGUCCCAAAGCCCCUUGGACUGCAAAGACCUCUGCUUGUCUUCCUGGAUCACACUUUAUUCACACCCACAUAAGGAAUCAAGGGCAUUGAAUCUGUGUUGGGAGAUAGGUAACAAAGCAGAAGUGUGGUCUAAAAUUCUAUAGCAGCAAUCUUGGGCAAAUCGCUUAAUCAGGAAACUGAUUCCCCAAUGAUAAAAAUGGCAUUAACAGAACCUGCAGCAGGCCAGUUGGGCACUGAAUGAAAAUACAAAAAUACCUGUACACUACUUAGCAUAGUACUUGAGACUGAGAACAUGAGUCCAAAUUCUGAUAAACAACUUGAUGUGGCAGACGCUUCUUGCUUGGAUCUUUUCUAGACUAUGCUUAUUUAGUUCUUGCAGAAUGAGUCUGUGUGGGCUGCCAAGCAUACAGAGAAGCCCGAGGCUUAUCACUGUGGGGUAUAGGACAUUAAAUAAACUGUGCUCUGCAAUCACAUAAAAAUUCCCAAGUACACAUCAACUUGACCUGAAGAACAAAUGCUGGGGGCUCCGCCUUUCCUGAGCCUGGGAGAUGCAUGAGAAUCAUUCAGUUGCCUCAGGGGUUCAGCUAUAUUUGACAGAAACCAUUUUAGCAACACAUACCUCAGACCCCUCUCACGCACAGGCUGAGUCUUAAGUUUCUCUGGCUACUUCCAGAGAGCCAUCCUCACUGUCAAGUUUGCCCUUGGCAAGGCUCUGCCUUUCUCUGCGCAAAAGUGCAUCACAACGGCACACAGAAAUGCAGCUGGAAAGCAUGCACGAGUGAUGUACAACAGUAUCACUACUUUCUCAGGACUGUUUGAGCUGCUGCCUUUGUCUCCUCUAGCCACACUUCCGGGACUUGUGCUCUGGCUAGCUCAAUGUACUUCCCAGGUGCUCCGCUGACAAGUUACUCCAGCCCCACCCUUCUACUCUUCCACCCUGCUUCCUGUUUGGGCCCCAGAAAAACUUCCUCUCUUCUCUUCCCGAGAAAAAGAGCUGACUGCAGCCAACUCUAGUAUGUCUUGAUGCACCUCCUCUCCCUAGCCCCUGCCCCAGGCUUACGUAAUCUUUAAUCUUGGCCUCUUAUGAAUGUAUGCCUAAGUAUUAUCCCACUUGAAUCUAGUUUAACAUCCUGUUAUGCUUUCCCUAUUCAAGAAUUUACAAAACACACUGAAUGUCCCUGUCACCAGAAAGACUUAAUUUUAUAAAUGGAUACUU
Molecule: messenger RNA, 8703 nt
Organism: Equus quagga
Lineage: Eukaryota; Metazoa; Chordata; Mammalia; Perissodactyla; Equidae
Product: low-density lipoprotein receptor-related protein 1-like
Exons: 32
Coding region: 39-6425 (2128 amino acids)
Molecular function (GO): protein binding; calcium ion binding
Source: RefSeq, a predicted model, not a curated record